This is a messenger RNA of Klebsormidium nitens, 2193 nucleotides long. The record is from the annotation of a GenBank genome assembly. Lineage: Eukaryota; Viridiplantae; Streptophyta; Klebsormidiophyceae; Klebsormidiales; Klebsormidiaceae.
GAAGAAAGGCAGGUCAGAGGGGCGUCAGGCAAGGUGCUCGUCUUCCAAGCGGUGCUGUUGGCUGCAUCCAUCGACACCCAUGAUCUUGAGUGUCGGUCAACUUUUUGCGUCUUUUUUUGGGGAAAGGCAGCGGUACGAGUAACCUUCAAGAGUGUAGCAGACGGCCGUUGACUACUUCCAAUCAACAGCCGCGAGCCUUGUAUUGGCUCACGACGUUUUCCCAGAGCCGUCGACUCUCCCGCCCCUCUCCCCCCUCCCCCCCAAAUUAUAACCGAUGGACCUCCUUCGGCAGUACAGCGAGGAAGACGAUGAGCCGCGGUCUGCUCACAACGGGGGAUUGACCGAGGAGCCCCCGUCCACAUCAGGCCGGAUGCUAGACGACGAUCGAGAGGCAUCCCCCGAAAUCCUCUCGCUUCCGUCUAAGUCCUCCGCUCCUGUAGUUAGUAGUGCCAUCAUUGUCAAGCACCAGACCGAAAGCGCUGACCCGGGGUUACGGGUCGUCGACCCCUCCAAAAAGCUGGUUAGCUAUAACCCCACGGUUGACCAGCUCUACGCCCCGGUGGUCGGCCCCGCACAUCCCUACGCGAAAGAUGGGUUGGCGAACGGCGCACGGAACCAUAAGCAGGGGGUGGUCGAGGACGCGUUCAUCGCGCCGUUCAAUUUCGACGAGCAGUACAACACGUACCAGACGUUUGGAUAUGCAGCGGACCCGUCGGCUGCGAACGGGGCGCUCGUAGGAGAUGAGACGGCGAUGAAAAGCUAUGACGGGGCCACCGUGUAUAACAUCCCGGCAAGGGAGCAGAAGAGGCGGAAGCUCGAAGCUGCGGCGCAGAAGGAGGGAGAGGAACAGGACGAAGAGGCGGGGAACGUUGCGUCCGAGAAUUGGUUGAAAGCAAAGAGCCCCUGGGCGGGGAAGAAGGAGUAUGUGCAGCCGGAACUUACGGAGGAGCAAAAGAAGUAUGCGGAGGAGCACGCCGCGAAGCAGAAGGGCAAGGAGAAGGGCGACAAGCCGGUCACGGAGGACAAGAGCGUGUUCCACGGGAAGGAGGAGCGGGACUAUCAGGGCCGGUCCUGGAUCGAGCCGCCGAAAGACAUCAAGGCGCAGAACGAGCAUUGCUACAUCCCGAAGCGCUGGGUGCACACGUGGUCCGGGCACACGAAGGGCGUGGCGGCGAUACGCUUCUUCCCAAAGAGCGGGCACUUGCUGCUGUCGGCCAGCAUGGAUACCAAGAUCAAGAUUUGGGACGUGCACGGCAGUGGCAAGUGCAUGCAGACGUACAUGGGCCACUCCAAGGCUGUGCGUGACGUCACCUUCAACAACACGGGCACGCGCUUCUUGAGCGCCAGUUAUGACCGCAACAUCAAGCUGUGGGAUACGGAGACAGGCGCGGUGCUCAAGACCUUCUCCACGGGCAAGGUGCCGUACGUCGUCAAGUUCCAUCCCGACGAGGACAAGCAAAACGUGAUCCUCGCGGGGAUGUCGGACAAGAAGAUUGUCCAGUGGGACACGGAAACUGGCGAGAUUACCCAGGAGUACGAUGAGCACUUGGGCGCGGUGAACACGAUCACGUUCGUGGACGACAACAAGCGCUUCGUGACCAGCAGCGACGACAAGUCGCUGCGCGUGUGGGACUGGAACAUCCCCGUCGUCAUCAAGUACAUCAGCGAGCCUACCAUGCACUCUAUGCCCGCGAUCUCGAUGCACCCCGACGGCAAGUACUUUGCCGCGCAGUCCCUGGACAACCAGAUUCUGAUCUACGGUGCGCGGGACCGCUUCCGGCUCAACCGCAAGAAGGUCUUCAAGGGCCACCUCAACGCGGGCUACGCAUGUCAGGUCAACUUCUCGCCAGAUGGAAGGUUCGUCAUGUCGGGCGAUGCGGAGGGGCGGCUGUUCUUCUGGGACUGGAAGACGUGCAAGAUCUUCCGCACGUUCAAGGCGCACGACCAGGUGACCAUCGGCUGCGAGUGGCACCCCCUCGAGACCAGCAAGGUCGCCACCUGCUCCUGGGACGGCACCAUCAAGUACUGGGACUAAAUUGGGAGAAGGUUCAAGCAAAGCUUACCCCCUCGACCUUUCAUAUCCUAGAACGAAAAGGCCCGAUUAGCAGAGGCUGGCUGCUACCUUGUGUUGAGGCAAUAAAAAGAGUAGGUUUGUUUCCAUGUGAGAUCGUAUGUCAGCCCAAGACUUGGCGG